CUCUGUCUGUGUGUGUGCUCGCGCGUGUGUGUGUGUGUUUGUUCGUGUGCGUCUUUCUCUCUGUCUGUGUGUGUGUGUGUGUGUGUUUGUUUGUUCGUGUGCGUCUUUCUCUCUGUCUGUGUGUGUGCGCUCGCGCGUGUGUGUGUGUGUUUGUUCGUGUGCGUCUUUCUCUCUGUCUGUGUGUGUGUGUGUGUGUUUGUUUGUUCGUGUGCGUCUUUCUCUCUGUCUGUGUGUGUGCGCUCGCGCGUGUGUGUGUGUGUGUGUGUGUGUUUGUUCGUGUGCGUCUUUCUCUCUGUCUGUGUGUGUGUGUUUGUUCGUGUGCGUCUUUCUCUCUGUCUGUGUGUGUGUGUGUGUGUGUUUGUUUGUUCGUGUGCGUCUUUCUCUCUGUCUGUGUGUGUGCGCUCGCGCGUGUGUGUGUGUGUGUGUGUGUGUUUGUUCGUGUGCGUCUUUCUCUCUGUCUGUGUGUGUGUGUUUGUUCGUGUGCGUCUUUCUCUCUGUCUGUGUGUGUGUGUGUGUGUUUGUUCGUGUGCGUCUUUCUCUCUGUCUGUGUGUGUGCUCGCGCGUGUGUGUGUGUUUGUUCGUGUGCGUCUUUCUCUCUGUCUGUGUGUGUGUGUGUGUGUGUGUUUGUUCGUGUGCGUCUUUCUCUCUGUCUGUCUGUGUGUGUGCUCGCGCGUGUGUGCGUGUGUGUGUGUGUGUGUGUGUGCGCGAUGUGUAGGUCUUCAGUUGUUCCAGCAGGUGUCGCGUGUUCUCUGAAGUUGAAUGCAUGACUGAUUAAGAGGAGGAGCUUUAACACUGAACUCAGAUCAGAUGUGUGUGUGAUGUUGUGCAGUCAGUCAGUGUGUGAGAUUCAUUCAGAUCUUCAGUCACAAUGUCUCUGUGUGUGUUGAUUCCCAUCAGUCUGCCCGUCUUCACACUGCCUGCUAUCGGGAUCAUAUAUACGAUGGCUCUGAAGAAUCAACACGUGUGUCCGGUCAAUAACUGGGUUUAUAACUCAACAUGUCACAGUCCUUUAACCCUUCAGAGCACUUCUGACCUGUGCUGCACACUCGACAACAUCCCACUCAUCAGUAAAUGUGGUGAUGUUCCUCCGGAGAGCUGCUGGUUCAGUCUGCUGUGUACGGCUUCAUCAUUUAUGGUGAUUGUGAUAGGUGUGCUGCGGUACGCACAGGUGAUUCAUAAGCAGAGGAACAGUGUGUUGAAUGUUGAGGGUCUUUGUGCUGGAUGGCUCUGUGCUGCUGGACUGAUGAUCGUAGGAAACUUCCAGGUGGAUCAUGCUAAACUUGUUCAUUAUGUGGGAGCAGCUCUGUGUUUUCCAGCCAGUCUGCUGUUUGUGUGUGUGCAGACGCUGCUGUCGUACCGCACAGCCGAGACACACAGAGACAUGAACACGGCUCAUGUGAGACUACUGCUCACCACACUGGCCUUGACCUCCCUCAUCCUCAGUGGUGUGUUCUUUAUCCAGGAGAGUUUUGUUCUUCAGCAUGGAGCUGCAGUGAUGGAAUGGUUGUUUGCCAUCAUCGUGCUGCUGUUUUACGGCUCAUUCUCACAUGAGUUCAGGUGUAUAUCUGCAGAAACUCUUGUGUCUGUGGUGAGAAAACACCGACACUCUGAGGAUCACCCAGGAACUUCAGAGAAAUUACAGACAAACAUUUGACGAGUUCUUUUUGGGGAAAGAGUUUUGUAAACGUAAAUGUGAUGUUUUCAGGAAAAAACUUUUUUUACACUUCAAUGUACUCUUUCAGACUUGGCAGCUUAACAUUACAUUUCUCUUUUAGUUCAUCUGUAUUUAUACUGAAGUGAUGGAUCAGUGUUUCAUCUGAUUUCUGUUGUGUUUCUCAUGAGUUUUCUCCUGUUGUUUUGUUAACUAUGUUGUUACCAGUGUUGGGUGUAACUAGUUACUAAGUAAUUAGUUACUGUAAUUUAAUUACUUUUCCCUUGAAAAAGUAAAGUAAGGGAUUACUUGUAUGUUUUCUGUAAUUUAAAUACAGUUACUUUUGAUGUAAUUAUACUAAAUACUUUGUUAAAUAUAUGCGUGUGCAAUAGCGUAAUUGACUUCAAAAUUCAAAGUCUUACUUUAAAAUCUGAGCUUUAAUGUAUAAUUCUCACAUUUGUAAUACUUUGGUCAGUUAAUAAUAUUAUUUGAAUGAAUUCAAUAAGCCGUUUCAUGUAUAUUCUUGAAUCACUGAACUAAUCAAGGUUUUAUAUUGAUGUGGAUAUAAAAAGUAAUUAGUAAUGAGUAACUAAAUACUUUUUGGACAGAGUAAUUUGGACCGUAAUCUAAUUACACUAUUGAAUAUGUAAUGAGUAACUAGUAAUUAAUUACUUUUUCAGAGUAACUUACCCAAGACUGGUUGUUACUAUCAUAGUUUAUUAACUUUGUUAAAACAAUAAAGACAUUUUUUCCAUG
Molecule: messenger RNA, 2407 nt
Organism: Triplophysa dalaica
Lineage: Eukaryota; Metazoa; Chordata; Actinopteri; Cypriniformes; Nemacheilidae
Product: Transmembrane protein 150A-like
Exons: 7
Coding region: 869-1654 (261 amino acids)
Source: RefSeq, a predicted model, not a curated record